AUGGAGAUCUUGCCAAGUGAUAACGACGACACAAUAAGAAUAUUCUCGCAUAACAAGAAAGGAUUAAACAUUGAGUCUACAAGGUUCAGAUAUAUAGACGUGAGCAGUGAAGAUGAUAUGAAAAGAGAAUUUUUAUAUGAUGGACUCAAUAAACGCACUUACUUGGUGUUAGACGAGGAUAUCACGAUUAAGAAUAAAUAUGAGGGCUACAAGAACUACAAGGCGAUCACUGAAAAGUAUAUGAAGAACUGGAGGAUAUAUUGUUAG
Messenger RNA from Debaryomyces tyrocola, 267 nucleotides. The record is from the annotation of a GenBank genome assembly. NCBI's taxonomy places the organism in Eukaryota, Fungi, Ascomycota, Pichiomycetes, Serinales, Debaryomycetaceae.